AUGAAGACUGACUUGGUGGGGAUCUCAGGCCAAAAGGAAGAGGUCAGCAAGGAGAAGGAGAUGCAUGGCAUCGAGCCAUUGAACAGGCAAGUCAGUCUGGACUCCAACAGGGAAGAUGGCAGAGCCACUCUCAUCCUGACCCUCACCCUCUGCAACGUGAGAAAGAUUGAGCUCUCUAAGGCAGCCAAAGUCUUUGAGAUGUUUGAAACUCAGAUCCAUCACUUGGAAACCAGACGAGCCAAAAAGCCCAAGAACUCUGCUGAUGAUCUUGACAUUUUUGUUGAAUGUGAAGUUCACAGUGCUGAUGUUAGUAUCCUUAUCACCUCCUUAAAGAGAGUAGCAGAGGAUGUGAAAACUAACAGAGAAGACAAAGUGCCCUGGUUCCCCAGAAGAAUCCAAGAUCUGGACAAGUGUCACCAUCUGAUGACUAAGUAUGAUCCCAGUUUGGACCAUGGUCACCCUGGAUAUGCCGACCUGGAGUAUAAGAAACGGAGGGCAUUCUUUGCUGACCUUGCCUUUAAUUACAGAGCAGGAGACCCUUUGCCACGCAUCGAGUACACAGCGCAGGAGACUGCAACUUGGAGAGAAGUCUACAGGAAGCUGAGCAGCCUUUACCCUACUCAUGCCUGUACGCAGUACCUGGACGCUUUCCAGCAGCUGGAGAAAUACUGUGGCUACCAAGAGGAUAACAUACCUCAACUUCAGGAUGUCUCCAGAUUUUUAAAAGAGAGAACAGGUUUCCAGCUGAGACCAGCUGCAGGACUGCUGUCUGCUCGUGACUUCCUCGCCAGCCUGGCAUUUCGUGUCUUCCAGAGCACACAGUAUAUACGGCAUUUCUCUUCUCCUAUGCAUUCCCCAGAACCAGACUGCUGCCAUGAGUUGUUGGGUCAUGUUCCCAUGUUAGCUGACAAGGAGUUUGCCCAGUUCUCACAGGAUAUUGGACUGGCUUCUCUUGGAUCAUCUGAAGCGGAGAUUGAGAAACUGGCCACACUUUAUUGGUUCACUGUGGAGUUUGGUCUCUGCAAGCAAAACAGAUCAAUCAAAGCUUACGGGGCAGGACUGCUUUCGUCUUAUGGGGAGCUUAUGUAUGCUUUAUCAAACAAGCCAGAGUACAAGCCUUUUGAUCCAGAAGUGACUGCAGUUCACCCCUAUCAGGAUCAAGCCUUCCAGCCUGUCUAUUUCAUAGCAGAAAAUUUGGAAGAUGCCAAGGUCAAGCUUCAAAACUACGCGAUGAAGAUCAAGAAGCCUUUUUCUCUGCACUACAACCCGUUCACCAGCAGCAUAGAGGUUAUGAACACACCUCAGAAAGUCAAGAGGGCACUCCGUCAAAUGAAAGAGGAACUGAAAAACCUCUGCUUGGCCCUUGAAAACCUCUCUUAA
Fulmarus glacialis (Northern fulmar) is the source of this 1380-nucleotide messenger RNA. RefSeq names its product tyrosine 3-monooxygenase-like. The record is from RefSeq and is a predicted model, not a curated record. Gene Ontology annotation, molecular function: iron ion binding; tyrosine 3-monooxygenase activity. Lineage: Eukaryota; Metazoa; Chordata; Aves; Procellariiformes; Procellariidae. The coding region runs from base 1 to 1380 and encodes 459 amino acids. Gene Ontology annotation, biological process: dopamine biosynthetic process from tyrosine. Gene Ontology annotation, cellular component: cytoplasm; perikaryon; axon. The transcript has 12 exons.